Molecule: messenger RNA, 1112 nt
Organism: Galeopterus variegatus (Sunda flying lemur)
Lineage: Eukaryota; Metazoa; Chordata; Mammalia; Dermoptera; Cynocephalidae
Gene: RRP7A
Product: ribosomal RNA processing 7 homolog A (S. cerevisiae)
Exons: 7
Coding region: 11-853 (280 amino acids)
Biological process (GO): rRNA processing; ribosomal small subunit assembly
Cellular component (GO): UTP-C complex; CURI complex
Molecular function (GO): nucleic acid binding
Source: RefSeq, a predicted model, not a curated record
GGUCGGCAAGAUGGGGGCUCGCAGGAGGAAGCGUGCGGCGCGGGACCCUGAGGAGGGCAUCCCGAGCCCGCCCGGCUACUCAGCCAUUCCGAUCAAGUUCUCUGAAAAGCAGCAGGCUUCCCAUUACCUCUAUGUGAGAGAACACAGAGUUCGAGAAGGCACCAAGUCUACCUGGCCUCAGAAGCGUACCCUUUUUGUCCUCAAUGUGCCCCCAUAUUGCACGGAGGAGUGCUUGUCGCGCCUCCUGUCCACCUGUGGCCCCAUCCAGUCUGUGGAGCUACAGGAGAAGCCAGACCUUGCUGAGAGCCCAAAAGAGCCAAAGUCGAAGUUUUUUCACCCCAAGCCCGUUCCGGGGUUCCAAGUAGCCUACGUGGUGUUCCAGAAGCCAGGUGGAAUGUUGGCUGCCUUGACCAUGAAGGGCCCUUUGCUGGUCUCGACAGAGAGUCAUCCUGUGAAGACUGGCAUUCACAAGUGGAUCAGUGACUACGCAGAUUCGCUGCCUGACCCCGAGGCCCUGAGGGUCGAAGUGGACACGUUUAUGGAGGCGUAUGACCAGAAGAUAGCUGAGGAGGAGGCUAAGGCCAAGGAGGAGGAUGGAGUACCUGACGAGGAGGGCUGGGUGAAGGUGACCCGUCGCGGCCGGCGGCCCGUGCUUCCCCGGACCGAGGCAGCCAGCCUGCGGGUGCUGGAGAGGGAGAAGCGGAAGCGCGCCCGCAAGGAGCUGCUCAACUUCUACGCCUGGCAGCACCGAGAGUCCCAGAUGGAGCAUCUAGCACAGCUGCGCAAGAAGUUUGAAGAGGACAAGCAGAGGAUUGAACUGAUGCGAGCCCAGCGCAAAUUCCGACCCUACUGAGCCAUGCUGGCCGUGGGCCCCCGUGGAGAGCAGCAGCGAGUGGGUAGAGGUGUGGGACCAGCAAGAACUGGGGGCCAGGCGUGGUCUGCAACACAUCCAAAGAGGCCGUUCUCUGGGGAACUGGCACUAGGCCCAGGGGCCAUCGUGUCCAGCAGCCCCAUCUCUGAGCCCACGCAGGCUGGAGUGAGGGAGUGUCACCCUUGAUUAUUGUGCUUCAGCCGCCCUGGGCCCAGUGCAGGCGAGGCCUGCCCAGCAGGAA